Messenger RNA from Mauremys mutica (yellowpond turtle), 2146 nucleotides. RefSeq names its product E3 ubiquitin-protein ligase TRIM39-like. NCBI's taxonomy places the organism in Eukaryota, Metazoa, Chordata, Testudines, Geoemydidae. The record is from RefSeq and is a predicted model, not a curated record. The coding region runs from base 41 to 1501 and encodes 486 amino acids. Gene Ontology annotation, molecular function: zinc ion binding; protein binding. The transcript has 6 exons.
GUGAAAGUGACCCGGAAACUGCCACACAGCAGCUGCCACCAUGGCCUUCGUGAACCCGCUGGAGAAGCUGCAGGAGGAGGCAAUUUGCUCCAUCUGCCUGGAGUACAUGAGUGACCCCGUGAGCAUAGACUGUGGGCACAACUUCUGCAGGGCGUGCAUCACCGCCUACUGCCAGGAGAAGGGGCUCGGGGCCAGCGGGCCCGUGUCCUGCCCUCAGUGCCGGGCGGCCUUUCGCAAGAGCAACAUCAGGCCCAACAAGCAGCUGGCCAAUAUCGUGGAGACCAUCAAGCAGCUGGGGUUGCCGCCGGCCAAGGCGCAGCCAGAGGCGCUCUGCAGGAAACACGAGGAGAAGCUCAAGCUCUUCUGUGAAGAGGACGGGGAGGCCAUCUGUGUGGUGUGUCGAGAGUCCCUGGAACACCGGCCUCACACUGUCUACCCCAUUGAGGAGGCGGCCCAGGUGUACAAGAUCAAACUCCAGAAAUCCCUGGAACGGUUGUUGAAAGAGGUGGAUGAAAUUAAGAAACAUGAAAUGGUGGACAGGACAAAAACCCAGGAAUGCAAGGAGGUAGUUAAAAAAAAGAGAGAGAGGAUUGUGACUGAAUUUGGGAAGCUGCACCAGCUGCUGGCUGAGGAGGAGAAGCUGCUUCUUCAGAAGCUGGAACAGGAAGAGAAGAUAAUCCUGCAGAAAAUCAAUGAAAACCUAACCAGACUUUUAGAGCUGAGAUCCUCUCUGGACAAGCUGAUCCUGGAGAUAAGGGAGAAGUUCCAGCAGUCAGCAGACGGGUUGCUCAAGGACACGAAAAGCACCUUGAGCAGGUGUGAAGCGGUGACAUUUCAGGCUCCAGAGGCUUGCUCCGUGGCACUGAAAGAGAAUUACAGCAUCCCGGAGCACUGCCUGGGCAUGAGGAACAUGCUGAAGAAAUUCAAAGAGGACGUGACGCUGGAUCCAGAGACGGCGCACCCCGAACUCAUCCUGUCCGACGACCGGAAGAGUGUGAGACGGGGCGGCAAGAAACUGAUCCUGUCUCUGUUUGACAACCCCAAGAGAUUUAACGCCUCCCCACUGGUCCUGGGGGUUCAGGCCUUCAGCACGGGGAGGCGCUACUGGGAAGUGCAGGUGGGAGACAAGACGGAGUGGGGCCUGGGGCUUUGUAGGGAGUCUGCCAGCAGGAAGGGGUCUGUUGUCCUGUCCCCUAAAAAUGGCUACUGGGUGCUGCGGUUGCAGAGCGGAGGUAAAUACGAGGCCCUCACCUCCCCCCUGACCUCACUUCACCUGAGUGUGAGACCCAGGCGGGUUGGGAUUUUCCUGGACUACGAGGCUGGAGAAAUCACAUUUUACAAUGUGACCGAUCGAGACCACAUCUACACAUUCACCGACCAGUUCUCUGUGCCUCUCCGGCCUCUCUUCUUUCCUGGUGCCUCCGCGGGCGGCAAAAAUGCCGAGCCGCUGGUGAUCUCCUGGGUCAGGGACACAGAAGGGAGCGGGUGCAUCCUUCUGUAACUGUCUGUCUGCAGGAGGUGUCGACGCUGCCCCUUUAUCCCUCCCAUCAGCACAGCGCCAGGGCCGACGGGUAGAGGUAGGAGUGUAAUUAACCGGCUCUGAAGAGCUACUGUCCCAGCCCUUCAGAACGGGUCAGUUUCACUCUUGUUCUGAGCUCUGAGCAGAGCGGGGUGAAGGAGCUGGGUGCCUGUUGGGGACAGGGAUGGAAGAGCAGGAGCCUGGGGGCAGAGUUGCCGUAUCAGGCGAGAGCACAGCACAAGUUCCCAUGUGGCCAUGGAGGUCCGCAAUGACAAAGAUGUUACACGCAGCUUAACGUUACUGAAAAAUUAAUACCCUCCUAGCCAGAGUCCUCAUCAGCUAACCAGUUCCAGGCUGCACCCGGGAAAGCGCUUUAUGGGGGAAAGGUUGGGGUUUGGUGGUGGGCAAGUGGGGUGUGAGAGUUUAGUCUCCCCGGGGUGACCCACAGGCGAGUGAUUUUAGCCACAUGUGAGAGAUGGAAAUGACCUAUUAGAGAUGUUACUUACACGCUAAUUCCUUCUGAUGAAUUCCAGCGAGCGGGUGUUGUGCACCGUAUAGCACGCGCUGUGUAGCUGCCAAUUUAACAGUGACUUGUCCAUACACAACGUCAAUAAAGAACUAAUCUGG